AUGUUUUUGAAGAAACAAUGCAUACCUUGUGAUGAUUAUGAAUUUGAUGUGCAAAUUGCAAUCGACAAUUCAAAUAGAAUUAAUUCUAUGCGUCUUCUUGGAUUGGCUUACCUUUAUAUUGUAUUCAAUUUUGUAUUUUUGACAAUGGUAUCGAAGCACAUUGAAAAUUCAAUACCGAUGAAAAUUUGGACUCCCUUCAAUAUGUAUUCGAAAUUUAAUUUUUGGAUGACUUAUUUUUAUGAAUCAAUGGUAACGAUAUUAAUGAUGCCCGUGGUUAUAAUAUGUGAACACAAUAUGAAUACGGCAAAAUUUUCAUUUACAAUAUUGCAAUAUUCUGGUGUUUGGCGUCCAAAAUCGUUAAUAUCGCAAUGGACAAUUUUAUUGUAUAAUUUCUAUAGUUUUUUAAUUGUUUUUCUAUUUCUCACACUUGAUGGUUCAGUGUUACUUUAUAUAAUUCUUGUUCCAACCGAUGUUGAGGAAUUGAUGAAAAAUGUUAUGUUCUUCGUGACAGUAUUUGGAUUGAAUUUAAAAGUUCUUUACGUUUUGUUACGUCGCAAUGAUAUUAUUGAAUUUGACGAUAUGUUUUUGAAGAAACAAUGCAUACCUUGUGAUGAUUAUGAAUUUGAUGUGCAGAUUGAAAUCGACAAUUCGAAUAGAAUUAAUUCUAUACGACUUCUUGGACUGUCUUACGUUUAUUUUGUAUUUAAUUUUGUAUUUUUGACAUUGGUAUCGAAGAAUAUUGAAAAUUCAAUGCCGAUGAAAAUUUGGACUCCGUACAAUAUGUAUUCGAAAUUUAAUUUUUGGAUGACUUAUUUACAUGAAUCAUCGGUAAUGAUAGUAAUGAUGCACGUUCAGAUUGCAUUGGAUGGUCUCGCCAUUGGAAUGAUGCAAAAAAUUUGCGGUCAAUUGGACAUUAUCAAGCACCGUUUAUAUCAAAUUAAUAAAUUAAAUGAUGAAAAUAAUAAUAUCGAUAGUCAAACACAAUUUAUUAUUCUCAAAAAAUGUUUGGCUCAUCAUUCCUACGUUUAUUUAAUCGGGAAAAAAAUGAACAAUCUUCUUGGUUGGAUGGUGAUUCUAAUAUUUCUGAUUACAAUAAUUGCAUUGUGUUCGGUUAUUUAUCAAAUAUCAUCAGCAAAUCCAAAUUCAGUGAAAUUUUGGUCCUCAGUUGCAUCCACAAAUACACUUCUAUUUGAAAUAUUUAUUUUCUGUUGGUUUGGUCAGAAACUGAUAGGAAAGAGUGCAGGCAUCGCAGACGCGGCCUACGAAAUAAAUUGGACAAAUUUAUCGAUAAAAUCGAAAAGAUUUCUAAUUCUCAUAAUAUUACGUUCGGCAAAGCCAAUAGAAUUGAGUGGUUUGUCAAUUGUUACAAUGUCACUGGAAACGUUUCUCAAGAUUUUAAAAGUGUCUUAUUCGAGCUUUAAUCUCAUUCAAAGCAUGUGAUGCUUUAUAGUUAAAAAAAUUUUGAGAGAGUUUUAGACAGAGGAGUAACUGCAGUUUUACAUAAUCGAUUUUUAAGAAAAGAAACUUUUAACAUUCCACCUUCUUUUCAAUAAAAACGGAAUAUUUUUUAAUCAAAAAAAUGUGAAUCGAAUGAAUAUUAAACCUUUUUUCACCGAUAAUUUUAAUAUCUGAA
Messenger RNA from Leptopilina heterotoma, 1633 nucleotides. Its product is annotated as putative odorant receptor 92a. NCBI's taxonomy places the organism in Eukaryota, Metazoa, Arthropoda, Insecta, Hymenoptera, Figitidae. The transcript is spliced from 7 exons. Gene Ontology annotation, biological process: sensory perception of smell; detection of chemical stimulus involved in sensory perception of smell. Gene Ontology annotation, molecular function: odorant binding; olfactory receptor activity. The record is from RefSeq and is a predicted model, not a curated record. Bases 1 to 1440 code for a protein of 479 amino acids. Gene Ontology annotation, cellular component: plasma membrane.